ACCUUGUCAUUGCACGCUCUUGUGCUCUUCCAGUUGUGCGCAACAUGAUUGAUAAGAUGAAGUACAUCGUCAUGUUCUUCACCUGCAGCCCGAAGAGGGAACACCUUCUCAAGGAGGUUGUAGAUAAGGAGGCACAUUCUACCGGAAAGCGGAAGCCCCUGAUUGACCUCAGCCGCACAAGAUGGGCAGCACGGCAUGAUGCCUACAGUCACUUCUACAGUGCCUUUGUCGCAUCAAGGCUCAUGGGCCUAAUUCCAUCUGUCCAGUGCAACUCAGAUGUAACGGUGGACAUCUCUGAAGCAGUCGCUCUGUACCAAGAUGACUUGCCAUCACCAGAGGUCAUUGACCAGGAGCUGAAACGGUGGAAGUUGAAGUGGCAGGUCAAAGCAUUACACCAAAGACCAAGCUCAUGUGCCUCAGCUAUCAAAGAGUGUGAUGAGAUGAUGUAUCCGAACAUCUUCAAACUCCUGAAAAUUGCAUGCACCUUGCCAGUGACCUCCUGCGAAUGUGAGAGGUCUGCCAGUGUUCUCCGGAGACUCAACACAUUCAUGCGGAGCAGCAUGGGAGAGGACCGCAUGUCAUCCUUGGCUCUCAUCCAUACCCACUACGACAUGGCUCUGGAUCUGGAUGAAGCUGUCGAUCUAUACUCAAAAAUGCACCCAAGACGAUUGGAGCUGAUGAGCGUUCUGAUGCAAUAGAAGCCAUAGAAGAAGAAGAGGGAGACAUGGGGGGUGGGUCAUUUCACGUGAAAUCAGACACUUUGGGGCCCA
Messenger RNA from Eleginops maclovinus (Patagonian blennie), 770 nucleotides. RefSeq names its product 52 kDa repressor of the inhibitor of the protein kinase-like. The transcript has 2 exons. Bases 45 to 698 code for a protein of 217 amino acids. NCBI's taxonomy places the organism in Eukaryota, Metazoa, Chordata, Actinopteri, Perciformes, Eleginopidae. Gene Ontology annotation, molecular function: protein dimerization activity. The record is from RefSeq and is a predicted model, not a curated record.